This is a messenger RNA of Rotaria sp. Silwood1, 1488 nucleotides long. The record is from the annotation of a GenBank genome assembly. NCBI's taxonomy places the organism in Eukaryota, Metazoa, Rotifera, Eurotatoria, Philodinida, Philodinidae.
AUGGAUGAAUUUAUUAAACAAUUAACACACGAUAAUAGUCUUUUAGAACAACAAUGGCCUGACAUAUAUACUCAUAUUGAAGAAGUAUCAAUACCGAAUGAUUCAAAAUUAGUUUUAAAUGCACUUGUCGAUUAUUUACUUACAGAACCAAUUGACUCAUCACCAUGCUAUAUAAAAUAUUUAUUAAUUACUAUGGUGAUUGAACAAUUGAUUAGUAAAACACUAUCUAUUGAAAUUAAUGAUUUAAUAAAUGCUUUUAUUCGUAUUCUUGAUUCGUCAAGAGUUGAUCAAUGGUAUUUAAAGUUUCUUGAAACAAUCUAUGAAAGAUUUGAAAUUGGUGAACGACUAUAUUCAACACCAAUUAAGACAGAUUUAAUUGAAAAAAUUCUUCAAAGUUUACAAAAUAAAACAUUUAUAUUUAACUCUGACGAAGAUACUGAAAAAUGGGAAAAAUUUUUAACUCAAAACAUUUUUUCGAAUUCAACAAAUGAUACGAAUAUUUUAAAUAAACAAGAUACUAUAGAAGAUAUGGAAGCAACGUUUCAAAAAUUUUACAAGCAUGCUGUUCAACAAUCUCAACAAUCAUCAGUAUGGUUAAAAAUUGCAACAACAUUAAAUGAAUAUUCAUCUGAAAUAUUCAACAAUGAAAUAUCAGGGAACAUAAUUCUAUCCGAUACAAAUCUAUCAAUUGAAAAUAUAUCUUCUGAUUGUAUAACUCAAUUAAUUCAAUCAUAUAAAAAUGAUAAUGAGUUAAUAAAAAUAGGCUAUGUAAAAUUAUUAACAAUGUUUGAACGUUUAAUUUUGGUAAAUAAUUAUGAUGAUGCUUAUCGACUAUUAUCUAAAGUAAUUAUUCCAAAUCUAUCUAUAAUCGAUCUUGAAGUUUUAUUAUCUACAACAAUUCGACUUUGUUCAAUAGUUGAAAAUCGAGAUUUAUUUUGUUCAAAAAUUCUCCAGACUCUUAUUUCGCCAUUAGAAAAUUUACAAAUCAAGAAAAAUUUAGCCGUAAUCGUUUUUAAUUUAGUUUUAGCCAUGUUGAAGUUAUGUGUUUGUGAUGCACCGGAGUUGUCAUAUAGUUUAUUAAGACGAAAAGAUUUUUAUCCAUGGCAAGAAUUAACAGAUGGUCUAGCUGAUUUAGUAAAGACUUGUAUUUCGUAUGAUGUCAUUAUUGAAAACGAUUAUUUUAGUAAAUUACAUAGAUUAGAAAAUAUUAUUGAUUUAAUAUAUGGAAAAACACAAGUUUAUCCAAUGCUUUCUAAAGUCAUUCAUCCAAUUAGUGUUGAAGCUGUUCUUCGAUGGUCAAAUACUCAAUUUAAUGGAAGUCAUCAUGUUUAUCAAAUGGGAAAUUCUGUAUUGAAUUUAAUUGACUUACAACAAAUAAAUGAAGAUAUAUGUAUGAAAUUUAUUGAUGCUAUACAAACUCGAGUUAGUUGUGAUAACGAAGAAAUCAAUAAUAAGAAUCGCUUCUUUCUUAAUGUAAGUUUAAUUUAA